AUGGCGUUUUGGUGGCCUCUGGUUGUUAUCGCUUUCGCUUUCGCGAUCUGCAAAUUACUCCUCAUGCUCAUUCCUUCCAAUGUACCUUCGAUUGACGUUGACAUCUCUGAUGUCGUGGAUGAUGGGAAUCAAACGAAGGAAAACAACUUCAUCUAUAUACCUUCGCGAAGACAGACAGAUAAAGUCCAAUGCUAUGAACCUGCAACAAUGAAAUACUUGGGCUUUUUUCCUGCAUUGAAACCAGAUGAGGUUAAGGAGCGUGUUUCACUGGCUAGGAAGGCUCAAAAGGUUUCAUCGCGUGACACUGGAAAGACCAUGGUUGAUGCGUCUUUGGGAGAAAUUAUGACAACCUGUGAGAAAAUCACCUGGCUUCUUUCUGAGGGUGAAAAGUGGCUGAAACCCGAAUACAGAUCAUGUGGAAGAUCAAUGCUUCACAAGACAGCCAGAGUGGAAUUUCAUCCGCUUGGUGUAAUUGGAGCCAUUGUUUCGUGGAACUAUCCAUUUCAACACAUAUUUAACCCAAUGUUGGUUGCAGUAUUCUCAGGGAACAGUAUUGUGAUUAAGGUCAUAACAGGGUUUGCUGAGACAGGAGAAGCCUUGGUGUCUUCAGUUGACAAGAUGAUUUUUGUUGGGUCACCUGGUGUCGGGAAAAUGAUAAUGAGGAAAGCUGCGGAUACAUUGAUAUCGGUUACUUUUAAGCUCGGUGGGAAAGAUGCCUUUAUUGUCUGUGAAGAUGUUGAUGUGCAGCAUGUUGCACAAAUUGCUGUAAGGGGUGCUCUGCAAUCAAGUGGGCAAAAUUGUGCUGGUGCUGAGAGGUUCUAUGUUCACAAGGACAUCUAUACCUCGUUUACUGUUGAAGUUGUCAGAAUUGUAAAAUCUGUUACUGUUGGUCCUCCACUAAUUGGGAAAUACGACAUGGGAGCAGUAUGCAUGCAAGAGCAUUCUGAGAAGCUCCAGAGUCUGGUAAACGAUGCACUCAACAAAGGAGCGGAAAUUGUUGGCCGAGGAAGUGUUGGGAAUAUUGGUGAAGGAGCAGUCGAUCAGUACUUCCCUCCCACUGUAAUUGUAAAUGUCAACCACAACAUGAAAUUGAUGCAAGACGAGGGCAGCCAGAAGCGGGCCAGAGAAAUAGCUUCUCAGUUACACUGUGGCAUUCCUGUUGAUUUUGCAGCAAGCUACAUGUGUCAGUCUCUUCCCUUUGGUGGUGUAAAAGACAGUGGAUUUGGAAGGUUUGCUGGCAUUGAGGGUUUGCGAGCUUGCUGUCUUGUAAAAUCCGUGGUUGAGGACCGUUGGUGGCCACUUGUUAAGACUAAGAUCUCUAAGCCUAUUCAGUACCCCAUCUCGGAAAACGGUUUUGAAUUCCAAAAAUCACUUGUGGAAGCAUUGUACGGGCUAAACGUGGGGGACCGUGUGCGGGCAUUAGUGGAUGUUUUGAAGAUGCUUUCCGAACCAAAUGCUUCCAAGUCCAGUAAGCGAAAGGACUAA
Striga asiatica is the source of this 1485-nucleotide messenger RNA. NCBI's taxonomy places the organism in Eukaryota, Viridiplantae, Streptophyta, Magnoliopsida, Lamiales, Orobanchaceae. The record is from the annotation of a GenBank genome assembly.